Molecule: messenger RNA, 1275 nt
Organism: Tetrahymena thermophila SB210
Lineage: Eukaryota; Ciliophora; Oligohymenophorea; Hymenostomatida; Tetrahymenidae
Product: tRNA pseudouridine synthase
Exons: 1
Biological process (GO): mRNA pseudouridine synthesis; box H/ACA sno(s)RNA 3'-end processing; rRNA pseudouridine synthesis
Cellular component (GO): box H/ACA snoRNP complex
Molecular function (GO): RNA binding; pseudouridine synthase activity
Source: RefSeq, a predicted model, not a curated record
AUGGGUAAAGAUAAGAAGAAGCAAAGAAAGCAAUCAAGCGAAGUUGCUGAAGUUGAAGAGCAAGUCGUCGCUUAAGAUUUUAUUAAACCUUCCAAGGGAGGCGCUAAGUUGGAUGCUAGCCAAUGGCCCUUAUUAUUAAAGAAUUACGAUAAGAUGAACAUCAGAUCAUCUCACUACACCCCCAUUCCUAACGGAUCUAACCCCCUAGCUAGACCCAUGGAAGAACAUUUAAAAUAUGGUGUUAUGAAUUUGGAUAAGCCUUCUAACCCCUCUUCUCACGAAGUUGUCGCAUGGGUUAAGAAGUUGUUCGAAAAUAUCACUAAGAUGGAAAAGACCGGUCACUCUGGUACCCUUGAUCCUAAGGUUACUGGUUGUUUGAUCGUUUGUUUGAACCGUGCUACUAGAUUGGUUAAGGCUCAAUAGAGCGCUGGUAAGGAAUACGUUGGUAUUGUUAGACUCCACAACGAUAUUGAAUCCGAACUCAAGCUCGCUAAGGCCCUCCAACAAUUGACUGGUCCCCUUUUCCAAAAGCCCCCUCUUAUUUCCGCUGUCAAGAGAGAAUUGAGAGUUAGAACUAUUUAUGAAUCUAAGUUAAUUGAAUACAAUCCCGAAAAGAAGAUGGGUAUCAUCUGGAUGAGUUGCGAAGCUGGUACUUACGUUAGAACCCUCUGUGUCCACUUAGGUCUCUUACUCGGUACUGGUGGUCAUAUGGAAGAACUUAGAAGAGUUCGUUCUGGUAUCCUCGACGAAAACUAAUAUCUCGUCACCAUGCACGACGUCAAGGACUCUAUCUGGAGAUAUCAACACUUCAAGGAUGAAUCUUAUCUCAGACGUGUUGUUUUACCUCUUGAAGUUUUACUUACUAGUUUCCCUCGUAUUGUCGUUAAGGAUUCUACCGUUAACUCUAUCUGUUAUGGUGCUAAGCUCAUGCUCCCUGGUGUCCUCCGUUAUGACAACAACAUUGAAAACGGUAAGGAAGUAGUUUUGAUCACCACCAAGGGUGAAGCUAUCGCUGUUGCUGUUGCUUAAAUGACCACCUCCGAACUCGCCACCUGCGAUCACGGUAUCGUCUGCAAGACCAAGAGAGUUAUUAUGGACAGAGACCUCUAUCCCAAGAGAUGGGGUUUGGGUCCUAGAGCCUUAAGAAAGAAAAACCUCAUCAAGGAAGGUCUCUUAGAUAAGCACGGAAAGCCCAACGAUUAAACACCUAACGACUGGACUGUUUUCUACGUUAAUGAAGAAAAUAACAACAUCCCCAAGCCUGAAGAAAAUUGA